UUAUUUCAUUGUGGAAAACUUUUGGGGAGUUUAGUUUUUCACAAGUACUUAAUAAUAAUCUUUUAGGACUUUUACUAUACUAUCCAUCUAUCAAUGGCAAGCCAACAGCAACCCCGUCCAUUGUUCCGUUUCGCUUCGAUGGUUCGUCCGGCUGCACAAACUCCAGCUCCUGCUACACCAGCACCGGCGUCACAACCGUUGUUUCGACCUACCACGCCAUUUAGGCCUCCAUCACCGGCAGCUACUACUACUACUCAGCCACCUCAACCUCAAGAACCUGCACAACAACCACCAGCUACUACUGCUCCUCCCGUUGCAGCAGUCGCUGCACCACCGAAACCAGCAGUGCCAGCCCCACGCAGCCCCAUUUCAGCACCGCAGCCUCAAUCUGUGGCUGCAGCUUCCCCACGUUCCACUCUGGCAACUCCAGCUCCAAGAUCAUCACCUGUUGCUCCUCCUCAAUCUGUUGUUUCGCCACCAAAGGUUCCCUCACCACGUUCUCCAGUGGCAGCACAACCACAACGUGCUGCAACUGACGUCCCUAAAUCUCCUGUCACUAAAGUCACCACAUCCGUGCCACAAUCCCCAUUCAGGACACAGAGCGCUCCGACUAGUACUCCGCAUUCUUCGUUACCACCAUCACCAAAAACAAAAAUGGCAGAUUCUGUCCAAACUCUCAUCAAUCAAUCAUCACCAUCGAAAGCUCCCACACCAUCACAAAAAGUCAUCCAGCCAAAUGUAAUGAAAUCCCAGACCAACUCUCCUCAAACUAAGCCGACACUCUCUCACCCUCCAUCCCCACUAAAGCUUCCCCCAUCUCAACUUGAUCUCGAGUCCAAGAUUCCUCCACAGGUUGAUCAGAAAUCUGUUGUGGUCCACGAAACCACGAGGGCUAACACCAACAGUCAUCAUGUCAUGCAGACUACUAGAAAUGGAAAAACAGUAGAAAAUGGGAAACGAGAAUCUCUUAAGAAAGAUAAAGGGGUUCAGCAGAAGAAGGUGUCUAAUUCCGAUACCACGGAUGACUUUGGAAUGAGUGUGCUAACACUAGCUGGUGAAAACAAGGGAGCUAUUAUGGAGUUAAGCCCUUCAAGGAAGACAUACAGCCCUCAGAGCCUUCAAAAGAAAGGAAGCCCAAAGGCGUGGAGUAGUGACGAUGAUGAAGAAAAAUCAGGGAGUGAAAGUGGAAGGAACGGAGAUGGAAUGCAAAAUAAGUCCCUUCCUAUGACUGCAUUCAUGAACAGCAAUGUCCAAGGAAUCAACAACUCCAUUCUCCACAAUGCUUCUUGCACUCACCAUGAUCCUGGUGUCCACCUUGUGUUUGGAAGAAAGACAAAUGGUAGCAAUGGGUUCCACAUUAAGGGCAGCCCAAGGAGCCAAAAUAAUGUUUAAAGACGGUCAAACACUCAAGAGUCGUUUUUUCAUGGAGGGUCCCUUGCUUCUUAUAAUUAAUAUUUUGAGAGAAUAAAUUGAGUGGUACGAAAAGGACAUGGAUUCUGAUUCUUCAUGCAUGGCUGCAACCCACUUCUCAUGCACGAGGACCAUCCUUGCCUUUGGUAGGACAGAGAGAUUCUAUGCACAAUGUUACCACAGUAAAGCUUUCUUAUGUAUUGAGCACUAUUAAUCUUCUAAGUAUGUGAUUUGUAAGUCUAAUACAGAAUUCCUAAUGUCUUAUCAUCUUAGAUAUAUUUCACAAUUAUUUUUUCA
Molecule: messenger RNA, 1707 nt
Organism: Lycium ferocissimum
Lineage: Eukaryota; Viridiplantae; Streptophyta; Magnoliopsida; Solanales; Solanaceae
Exons: 1
Coding region: 94-1392 (432 amino acids)
Source: RefSeq, a predicted model, not a curated record